UCGGCGCACUUGCCGCAACACGAGCACGAGGCAACGACUGCUGACCCCGCAUAUUGAUCGACCCGAAUCUGCAGUUCGCUUCUAUCCGAUUGCGCGGCACGGGUGGCGCUUCCACGCACAGCGCCGCGACGCUCGUCUACGCUCAUACGCUAGCGUAGUCGCAACCACUGCACCCGCUCGCGUCGCAUCGUCGUCGACUGGGCUAUGUGGAACCGUCCACCCCCGUGCUGGCGGUGCAGUGUUCACGGGAUCGUUCAAAAUCAGCGAAUCGUCGACGAUAGUUUCAGUGAUCACCAUUAGAAGAGCCACCAGGGACUGGAACCCCGUUUGCUGAACCCUCCAGGAUUGGAGGAGAUCCUGGCUCCUUUCUACGCUCGAACACCUGGGAUCUAUCUCUGUGAGUUGUGAUCGCCGAUACUGGCUGUCGAAGAUGUUGAUAUAGAAUCGUCGGAUAUCGGUGGACGACGCUCAUCCUAGAAAAAUGAAAUCACGACGCUCCGACGAAAGACUUUGUUCUCAGCGGAACGGACACCAGUCCUCGUAGCAGAGAGUCGGAACGACGAUACAGAUCUCGUGGCGAUUUAUUCAGCAGUGUCCAUAGGAUCCUUUGGAGACUCGUUGUUGCUGAUAGGCCGGAGGAAUCCUCGUUGCUGACUCGAAAGUCGAUUGCCUGGCGGGCGAAUGCAACUCCGCGAGUUGCAUCUGGCGUGCAUUUCUACCGAAAGGGCGAAUUCGUGACACGGCAUGAAGCUGUAUAAAAAGUAAGAAGGAGCUACCACGGGAAACAUGGGGUCGAAUCAUUUGUUAGUGGCGGCAAUUGUACUCGCGGUUGCCACCGUCUGUCGCGCAGAGUGCCAGACUCGAAGAGUUUACUGCUACGAAUGCGAUUCGUGGACAGACCUCAGAUGCAAGGAUCCAUUCAAUUACACCGCGCUUCCUAGAGAUCGGCCACCAUUGAUGAUCUGCAAUGGUUGCUGCGUGAAAAUGGUUCGCAACGCGAAGUCGUCGUACGAGAGCGUGAGACGGACCUGCACAUCUCAGCUACAGAUAAACUUAUUCAUGGUGGACCACGUGUGCAUGAUGGAAAGUACCGGCACUGGUCACAUGUGCUUCUGUGAGGAGGAUAUGUGCAAUCGUGUCCCCCCGACCUCGUGUUCGAAUCCCGUACUCCUGCUGAUCCUGUCGACCAUCCUUGUACUACGCUCAGUCAUCUUAGGGGUCCCAGCUUGCUUAGUAGAACGUUGCAAUGGUCACGUCAUAUAACACUGAUUCUACUCUCGAUUCACCCGCGGUGGUUUUGAUUCAUAUCCUCGUAGACCAUUAGUUAUAGCCGGCGUCACGAACACCAAGUCGGGACGAGCGAUCCUGUACAGUCACGUACUGACCAGGAUGAGCGAGAACUCUCUAUUUGUUUCCACACGAUGAUGCGAACCGAGAGGUAAGAUAUACAAUGUGUUUCACGGAAGAGAAGAGAAUCGUUCGAUACCGACCAUCGGCAGAUAUUGAUAGUAGAAGCCUCCGUUGAGGAAAAUAAAAUCCUCAGGAUAGAAGAAAAUAUUACACAUUGAAGCAUAAUUACCCAGGGUCUUUUAAAGUCUAUAUUUGUCCAAAAACUGAACAUGAAAAUACACAACAAUACCAACCUAACAGUAAAACACAAUAUGAAGUAGAGCAACGAGAUGCUAACCGUAUCAGCCGACAUUAGUCUAUACAGGAAUUCUACUAAAUUCCUAUCUGAUGAGUUUACAGAUAAAUGUAACGUUUUAUCGAUGAUCGAACCGAUCGGAACGCUUGACAACGAUUCUCUUCUUUCCUUCACUGGAGAUACUGCACUCUGUAAUCGCUCAUCCCGAUCCUCUCUUCGGCGUAGACAGUAGCGAGAGAUCUGGACCGUGUUCUGUGUAGACAAAUCAUUCGACUCUCUAUCACUCUCACGAUUUUACCGCGAUCCCUUGUUAUUUUUUGUUGACGUCUCCUCGAGAGAGAGGAAGAUAUAUAUAUAUAUAUAGAGAGAGAGAGAGCUUACGCACGUUCGCUGCAAUGACUUUGUGAUACGUGCACAUACGAGAGAGAAUUUCGUUUGCCCUCUCCCUGGCGAAUGCGCAAUCCAAGGUAUGAAAUUCUCGAUUACUUUCAUCCAUUUUGCACAACGCUGCCAACAAUUCGCAAACGAUUCGAGUCACCUUUGAAAUUGACACCGGGUAGAAGAU
Messenger RNA from Hylaeus anthracinus, 2210 nucleotides. It is a transcript of the gene qvr, whose product is annotated as protein quiver. The record is from RefSeq and is a predicted model, not a curated record. Bases 787 to 1263 code for a protein of 158 amino acids. Gene Ontology annotation, biological process: positive regulation of voltage-gated potassium channel activity; regulation of synaptic transmission, cholinergic; sleep. The transcript has 6 exons. NCBI's taxonomy places the organism in Eukaryota, Metazoa, Arthropoda, Insecta, Hymenoptera, Colletidae.